Messenger RNA from Wasmannia auropunctata (little fire ant), 4435 nucleotides. RefSeq lists its product as uncharacterized. Lineage: Eukaryota; Metazoa; Arthropoda; Insecta; Hymenoptera; Formicidae. The record is from RefSeq and is a predicted model, not a curated record. Gene Ontology annotation, biological process: phosphorylation. The transcript has 20 exons. Gene Ontology annotation, molecular function: ATP binding; kinase activity. Bases 158 to 4138 code for a protein of 1326 amino acids.
ACGUUAAACACGGCAGAAAAAAGUCAGACAACGGCACAUUCCUUGUUGGGACGUUUGUUUAGCAAAUGUUAUAUGUCAUCUGACUACUUCCAGCAUAAACAGAAACUCCUUGCAAACUGUAAUAUUUGUGCCACGAAUUUGUGCUACAAAAUAGGUAAUGGCAUACAUUAUGUGCGCCAUACAAAUUUUGAUUCCGAUCAUGCUUCCUGUAUGGAUUUAUUUCUGGUUUAUGAAAAAGCAGAUCUCGUAUUACUUGGGAUUAGAUAUACAGUUUGUUCUAAAGCGAUGGUGGGCUCUUUGGUGCAUUUCGAAGGAGAAAAAAACAGAGACAAAUAAAGUCAAAGACAGUGACGUGAUAUCAAAUAUAAAGAAGAUUUUGAAACCAUGCUCGGAUAAUCCAAAAAUUAUUAUGGACGAGAAUAGUUGCGAUAGCGUAUCCUUCUACGGUGCCGAUCAAAAAGGAAAUUCGUUAUUUGUUAAAAUGAAUCACAGAAAGUAUCAUACAGCAGAAUUGAUUUUGCAAGUGAUGCUAUCGGACGGCCGAAUCUACGUAUUACCCGAUUAUCCUGAUACAAUUACGGUAAGAGGCACAAGCCAAAAAUGGUCAGCGUCAGGUCUAAAAAUUGAGUCGUUAGAACCACGACAACGUUGGAGAAUUACGUACAAUGGCUUCCUCCGAAACCAAUGCCAAGGAGAUAUAUCCGAUAACGACAAUGUGGAACAUAUUCGUCUAAAUUUUAUAUUUAUUGGCAAACCCCGAUUGUUAGAAUGGCCAGGUGAUUGGAGUACUUAUUUGCACGCGGAUGCUUUAGCACGUGAACCAUGGAAGAAUCAUGAUUGGAUGCACAAAAUUCGAUUAAUGGAUUAUACCGGCUUUGAUCUGUGGGGCUCCAUUAUCGGGCAGAUAACGCUCAAAGAUUCAAAUGCAAGUACGUUUUAUUUACGAGGACUCUGCCAGCGACGUUGGGGCAAACACGAAUCUUAUCAAUUUCAUCGAAUGAUCACAUUUUUUGGUGUAACACAACAUGGAACAAUGUAUUAUCUUGGUGUGACCAGUACCAAACAAAGCUUUUCACACAUGCAAUUUGGACACCUCGAGGAAGCUGGAGGAACAAUAACCAAAAUUGAUUGGACCGAUCUAAAACUAAGCGACUCUGAACAAGAAGCUACAAUUCCCAUCAACUAUAAGAUUGCAUUUACAGCAGCUGGAAAACAGUACAACUCCAUAAUCAAUUACGCGGUGGGUAACGCAAUAACCUGUUACAAUGGCCAGCCAUGGUAUUGGACUUGUACAACUCGUAAUUUGCGCAUACAAUUAAACGGCAGUACAGGUGUUGGACUGAUGAUUACGUGUUGCCCAUACACUGGACCGAGACAAGCCCCGCAGGACCUUUCGAUCGCGGAAAUUCAACAUAUAACGCGGCCCGACACAUUUGCGCAAAAAGAUAAAUACAUUCUACAUUUUGCUGAUAAACAAUGUCAAAAUGAAUGCAUCGUCGGAGGAAAAGGAUAUUCUCUUGCGAUUUUGACAUCUAUUACCCGCACCGAUGACUUUACAGUACCUCAAGGCUUUUGUGUAACGAGUUUCGCUUUAGAACGACAAUUGAAACAUCACAAACAAUUGCAGAACUUAAUCGCCGACAUAAUAGAUAUCAGUUGUUGUAAAAAGAAAGGGGACCUCGAAAGUUAUUGUCAAAAAGCGGUGUCCAUUAUUCAAGGUACUCCUGUCGAAGAAGAAAUUGCAAAAACGAUAUUGCAAGGUUUGAAGAAAUUAGAAUCGUCUGCAAGAUGUGGAAAAGAUGUACAUGUACGACCGCGCUACGCCGUAAGAUCCAGUGCGGUUGGAGAAGACAGCGAGGAAACUUCAGCUGCCGGUCAAAACUCGACGUAUUUAGGCGUGAAGGAUGCGAAUGACGUUAUCGGAUGCGUUGCCAAAUGCUGGGCAAGCCUGUUCUCGUAUCAAAGCGUCGAGUAUAGACGACAGAAUGGACUGCCGAUAAGAGCAUCUAUGGGUGUUUGCGUUCAGAGAAUGGUCGACGCAAAAGCGGCUGGCGUCAUGUUUACUAGACAUCCCACAACCGGAGAUCCGUCCAGCAUUAUUAUUACAGCCAAUUACGGUUUAGGAGAGACGGUAGUAUCAGGUAAAGUCGAGCCUGAUACCUUGACAAUUCGUAGAAAGUGGGACAACACUCUGACUGUAGAUGGCUCGGUGCUGGGAAAUAAGAGGCAGAAGAUCUCGCUCAGUGACGAUGGCAUAACUACGAGCACUCUAAAUGAACAGGAAAUUAAGAAGAUUUCGAUAUCCGAUACAAUCGCUCUGCGAUUAGCUAAAAUAGGAUUGCACUUAGAAUCGCUUUUUGAAUCUGCUCGAGAUGUGGAAUGGGCGGUUGUCGGCGAGCGAAUUUAUCUGUUGCAAGCACGGCCUAUCACAACCAUUAAUGCAUGGACGGAUUUCGAGAUAAUGCACGAAUUAGACUCGGGAGUACCUUGCGAUGUCGAUCUUAUGACCUUUGCCAAUAUCGAGGAAGUGCUUCCAUAUCCCGUUACUCCUCUGUCGAUCUCUACAGUUAUAAAAGUUUUGAAUCUAUCGUUGGGUGCGAAAUUCAAUAAGUUUGAUUCCAGUUUUCUUCAUAUGAUCGGUAUGAGGUGCGCGAUAAAUUACUUAGAUUCAGCUUUACAAGAUGUUAGUAAAGAAAUAACGAUGGCUAAUAAAAUGAUAGACUUAGCCAUAUGCGGACGUGUAGUAACGACACCUGAAAUGCACGAAGCAGCAAAAGAGAAAUACGGUAUCGUAAGCAAAGGUCGGAGCAUAUAUAUGAUAUACGAUAUGUUAAAAUCAGCAUGGAUGAAUGACGCGAGGGUGAAGGAAACGAUCGAUAUAUUUAACAAGUAUACUCUGAACGUUAACGAGUUUGAUACACCUCACGAUUUAUACAAUCUCAUAAGUGAGAAAUAUGGGGAAAUCUUUCUAAUAGGAAAAGGUCACAACAUGGCGUCCUUUAUAAGCGUAUCUUACCAGAUGAUAGCGAUGUCGCUUUUAACGAAUGGAAGUGAUAACUUUACGUCUGAACAUCUUGCGGACAUUGCUAUUUUGCUGAGUUCGUGCAGCAAUGUUAUCAGUACUGAAGUGCCAAUAGCCCUCGGCAAAAUAGCGGCAUGCAUCAGAAAGAGCGGCAAAGCGGAUGAGUUUAGUAAGAUCGAGAGCACAAAAGUUAUGGCCUGGUUGAAAUUAAAUUGCUCUCCGGCUGCGGAAAAACUACAAACUUUUUUCGAAAUGCACGGUCAUAGAGGUGUUCAGGAAUUAGAUUUGUUCACGGAACCUUGGAUACUUAAACCUGAUAGUAUCAUCAAUACGAUUCAGGUAUUGGCAACAUCCAUCGAAGAGAAUUACGUGACUAAAACAUUUAGCGUGCAAGAAACCAUAGCAUCUUUGAAGACAUCCACGUCAUCGAUUAUCAAAUUUUUUCUGCGGAAAGUGAUACCUUUUUGUCGAAAAGCUGUUACGCUCAGAGAAAUGACAAAGAAUGUGGCUAUAUCUGCUUUGCAUAAAUUGAGAUUAGCUUAUAGACGACUUGGUGCUUUGAUGGUUGCGGAGAGUUACAUACCUGAUGAACGUCUUAUAUUUUUCCUGACACAUCAAGAGAUCGGACAACUUUUGAACCAUCAUAAUCCGUUACUCGUGCGAAAAGCGCUACGUAGAAGGAAAAUUUUUCAACAAGUAUCAAAACAUGAGUAUCCAGAAUUCAGUACAGGCAUGCCCAUACCCAUGCCAAUACAGAGCCUUCUCGACGUCUCACCCUACGAAGGAUGUACAAUGAUUGAAGGUACUUCAGUUUACGGCGGUCAUGCGCUAGGCAGAGCGUGCGUGAUAACCGAUCUGUCCGAAGCAAAAAAUAUACAACACGGAGAUAUUUUGAUUACACAUUGCACCGAUAUCGGUUGGAGUCCAUAUUUUCCAUUAUUAAUUGGUAUCGUAACAGAGUUGGGUGGACUUAUAAGCCAUGGCGCCGUUGUAGCAAGAGAAUACGGUCUUCCUUGCAUCGUUGGUGCCAAAGGCGCGACCCAAAUUUUUCAAACGGGUGACACUGUAUUAUUAAUUGCAGAUACUGGCAAGUUGCAACUGAUUACAAAAGCCUAAUUCAUCAAUUCAAUACUCGAUGUAUAUGAAAUAGAUGGUGGAAAUAGAUUUCCAUCUUUGUUACGUUGUAAUCGUGAUGUAAGAAUAUAAGAUGUAUCAUUCGCGAUGGACAUCCUCGGGAGGUCGUCCAAUAUGGUGGCUGCUCUUUGAGCCAAUCAAAAAUUUGUCUGAGAUUGUAAAAAGCAGCAAGACUGUUUUAGAACAAAAAUUUGAUUGGUUUUAUUCUAUUAUUCUGUCACGCACAAUAUACCUUAUAUUUUUACACCAUUGUAACUACGAAUAUACCUAAGAAAAAAA